Pocillopora meandrina is the source of this 6399-nucleotide messenger RNA. NCBI's taxonomy places the organism in Eukaryota, Metazoa, Cnidaria, Anthozoa, Scleractinia, Pocilloporidae. The record is from the annotation of a GenBank genome assembly.
UGUUACCAUUUGACUAAGAAUACCUUACGUUUAGCUCGGUCAGCAUUUUCAUUGAUUUCGACAGGUUGAUUCGGUCAUUGAAACUUUCCGCUCCGUUUCAACACACCUUUUGAAAGUUUAGAACCUCUUCAAUACCUGCAAACGGAAACAUUGGAAGCAGCGUGGAAGGGGAAUUUGGAAGCAGCGUGGAAGGGGUUCAGAAUUUCGAUACCUUCUCACGAUGAAAGACUUUGCCCAAGUUGAAGAGAAAAUUCUUGUGGGACUUCUGAUCACUGCUGUGAGUUGUACCCUUUUUUUGAAUACUUUACAUUAGUCUAUGAAAUUUUUAUUAGUUAUUUUCAUCAACCAUGAUCGCGAAAGGCAUCACAUGGCGAGCUUAAAUUUUUAUUCCCUCAAAUCUUCAUUAUUAAUUAUUUUGAAAUCAUGGUGACGUUUGGUCACGUUCACUCCGAGACUCGUUUAUUCAGAAUGCCAUCAUGUCUUAUUACGAUCGCUUAACCGCUCUUAGCAAUCAUCUCGUAUGUAACCCGUUAGAUUAAACAUAAUUUACUACCUGUAAAUGCAGUUAUCGGUGGAUACGUGAUUUACUGAUUGGAGGGUUGCGUUGCAUGAAGGCAUCGGAUCGUGAAAUGUUAUUGAAGAACGAACGGAAUGAUGCUGAUGUAGCCGAAUAUUUCACGAACUUGAAUAUUUAGUUUGCCGAUCUUAUUUACUAAUAAUUUUUCACGCAUAACCUAGUUGUUGUUUUCAUCGGUAAAAUUUCCGCACAACCCCAUCCUAAAUUAUGUAUUCAGUUCUUGGAUAGAGAAAACAAUGUCAAAAACAAUACAUUGCCAUUGGGAAAACAAAUUUGUUUUACAAUAGUAUGGGGCUGUGCGAAAAUUUUACCAAAGAACGGAAUGAUGCUGAUGUAGCCGAAUAUUUCAUGAACUUGAAUAUUUAAUUUGCCGUUUUUAUUUACUAUUUCACGUAAAGCCUUGACGUGCUUUUCAAAUAAUUGGCUCAUCUGUAGAAAUGUUUUCCCCAAAAAAUUAUCUCACAAGGGCUUCUGUGAGUAAAGAAACAACUUAUUAAUGAUCAAACAGACAAAACAAUGUGAUCAUAUGUCAUCCAAAUGUCAGUCAACUCCUAGCCAGGUGCAGCAUGGAGGCCUGGGGCUAGUUAGGCUAUUCCCCCAAAGAAUUCAUGUAUGAAACAACAUUCCAAAAUUAGGAGUAUAAUCUUGAGAAGCUGUAUUCAUUACUUGUCACCCAUUUUAUGGUGGAAGACCCUAUCAAGUUUCACUAAUUUUUAAAGUAAUUAGAUGGUUGUAGCACAAUCGUAAGUAUAUAUACAUGUAUUUGCUACAGUCUAAAUAAUUUUCCUGAAUUGUUGGGGGUGGGGGCUAUUGUUACCUUGAAAAGUUAUGGCUUUGACAAACUUUUUACCCCAUUUCAAAAUUGUGUACUUUUCAUUUAAACCUGGGUGUGAUUCAUGUAGCGAAAGUUUUCAGUCAACCCUUUAACUCCCAGAAGUGAUUAACAUGUAACUUCUCCCCUAUAGUAUCCAUACAUUAUCCAGCAAACAGGUAGUAAGAAUACUCAAACUUAUCAGGUACAAGGUAUUAGGUACAAGGUAUUAUCUUGAUUGAACAGCAAAUUCUUGUAAUUCAAGGAAAUGUGUAGCAGCUAGAGGAGAGAAACACAAACAGAUCUUGGGAGUUAAAGGUUAAAGGGUGUAAGGAUUGGUCAGGAGCUGGGUCAUUGUUGUUAGUGUGGGAAUUAAAGCAGUGUAUGAUUACUGUUGUUAAAAAAAACAUGAUUUGAAGACUGAUAUAUGCCAAAAAUGACCAGAAAAAAGGGAAUCACUACUCUGAUGCAACAUUUUGCCAUUAUUAUCUGAGUUUAAUACUGAAAAUCAAUGAACUUUUUUACAUUAUAAUAUUCUUUGUUGCAGACUGUUUUAGUAGCACAAGGAUAUGGCAAUAGAUGUGAAAAAAAAGAUGAAAUUGAGCUAUAUGAGAAGCAAAACCCCGCUACCUAUAUAUGCUGGCCUUUUCCUGAGUGCCUUGAUGGGCAGGAGCCAACAGUGGAACCUGGUUCAAGGCAUCCCAUGGGGACAGAUGUAAGCUGUCAAAGCUGUCAGCAGAAUUUCUUCUCAAACAAGGGGACAAAUAUCAGGUGCCGCAAGUGUACUUCUUGUGGUAAAAGACUUGAAGUUAGUCCUUGCUUAUCUGCGAAGGACAGAGAAUGUGCUGAUAUGUGCAUUUCAAAUGGUUACUACUUUAAUAGCACAGACAAAGAAUGUCAUAGAUGUACCAAGUGUUGUGAAGGUGACAACAUUAACAUUGAGUCACAGUGUAUAAAAUUAACACCUGGUACAGUGAUUGGAGGAAAAGGCCAGAAACAUUGCAGGAGAUCAUCAAAACCAUGCAACGAUCUGCCAAAGAAAAAUCUUACAUCAAGUGGAUGUGACUGCAACUGUACAGUGCUAUCUGAUAGCUCUUUUCUGAAAGGCAGUGACAGACAAAUGAAUUGCUCAUUAUCCAACAAUACAAGUCUAAUAGGAAAGGGACAGACAAAUCAAAAUUUGUCUUCUGCCUUAAAGCAGUGUCACUCCUUUGAUAGAGCACAUAUUGCACUGUCAUGUCUUCUGGGAUUGUGUGUAGCAGUUAUUGUAUUCUUGAGCUGGCUAGCUUGGAAGAGAAAGAAGCAGUCAUCGCAUGGGUGCUCUAGUUUGAGGAAAGUUACAUGUUUACCUACAUGUAGCUCCUUAGCAGGUAAAUUUAUAAUAAAAUGGUAACAAAUGUGGUUACUUAUAUUGUGUAUAACCAUAUAAUGAUCUGUCAUCCUUCACUUUAAAUACUGACUUUGUUAGAGUUACUUGCUUAUUUUCUUAGUGCUAUUACUACAUCAAUAAUCAUAAAAAUGACAGUUUCCUUGAUUGUGAUUGGUUUAAAAAACUCUUAUUUUCCUCUUAUUCACCUGCCAAGUUGUUAUAAGACAGUUUAUUAUUGGACAGUUCAAUGAGCCAUUCACAUUCAAAGUUAUAGUUUAAGUCAACCAACAAACAAUUAAAAAAAAACCUCCUUUGUCACUCUUUUUAUGCAAAUUUUCCCUUUCUUUCUUAACUUGGCUAUUCUUCUUUUUUGGAAAUAGUGACUUUUAUGAUUAAUUGGUAAUAAGACUUCAUGUUGUCUAAUUCUUUCUGUAAUCAUGCUUGUGAUAAACAAAUCAGACUUCUGCUGCAUGAUUGUCUGAUUUUGUUAUCACUUGUAUGAUUACAGACUGAAUUGGACUUCAGUCAGUCCUAUAACCAUUACUUAUUAUAUGACAGAGGUAGUGUAGUCAGUGUAGUCAGUUGUUAGGGUAUUGUGCUUGUAGUCUAGUGGUCCUGGAUUAAAGCUCUCCACCUUGCUACUCACUGGAUUUGUUCUCAGUCCAGUGUUCAGGUUCAACUCCUUACCUGCACUUUGUAUACACAUGUAGUAUACUCUUCCCAGUUGGGAUUUUUCAAUACUACAUGACUGUAAGUUUAUUCAUUCAUUCAUUAGUUCAUUCAUUUGUAUUGGCACCAAAAAGCCCCUUUGUGGGAGUGGUCAAUUAAGUAUAUGUACAAUAAGUUUCUGACUUCUGCUAUUCUUUUUUCUUAUUCUCCUUGAAAUUUUUUUCUAUAGAGAGGAGACCUUUUCUUACAGGCUCUAAUUCCUGCCAGGAAAAGCUUAAUGUCAUACCUGAAGGUUAGUGAUGAACCCUACUGUAUUAUACUAUUUAAAGUGUACAUAUUAUUAAAAAAUAAGGUUGAGGUUCAUUAAAUCAAAACCAAAAGAAUCACAACAAUGAACUAUAGCAUCACAGGGUCAUCAGUUUCACCACUAUCACAUGUUCCCCUCUUAAAAUAAAGUCUAUUGAUUGAUUGAUUGAUUGACAGUAAGUGAGAGCUUAAAGUAAAAACAAACUAAUUGUGUUUGAUGUGUCGGGAAGAAGAGAUGUUUGGUUUAUUUUUUUUAACUGAUUGGUUUGGAGAGUGGCAAUCACAACGAAAUAAAACAAAAUGAAAGGUAAUACUUGAUUGUUCAGAGACUCAAUUGAAAGUUACUCAGUCUGUUCAAUGAUACAGUGUCUAUUCUCAAAGUGCACUACCCUUGCAGCUCCAUUUUACUUUAACCCUUAAACUCCCAAGAUCUCAUUAGCAAUUCUCCUUACUGUUUGCCAAACGAUUCUCAUCAUGCUAGUUUGAAGAAUUUGGUAUCAGAUCGAGUAGUAAUUGUAUAGUUGAUAUUUUUUUAAUUCUCAUCACUUGUCUACAUGAUAUGGUAUAGAUAUAGUAAGGAGAAAUUCUGUCUUGGUAACUCAUGGGAGUUAAAGGGUUGAAGCAUUUCAAGCUGAGUUAAUGCCACUCUUAAUUUUGAUACAACUUGUGCAGACUAUGACAUUUUAAGCACUUUAAAAACUAGUUUUAUUAUAUUUUCAAUGUUGCAUCUUCAAGGAAAUCAUGACAAUGUUUAAUUUAGAGAAAUUUCACUUGUUCGUAUUAAAAUGUGUCAGUUACAUAUCAUUCUAAGUCAUGUAAAUUAAACUUGACAUAUAAAAGUGAAUUUCAACAUCAUCACCACAACAAUCAUUAUCAGUGUUAUCAUGAUUAUAGUUAUUAUUAAUUAUGGUUAUUACUAUUAAUAUCAUAUUCAUUAUAGAUAAAGGGGCUGUAAGACUCCAUGUAAUUUACAAUUUCUUAUAGUUAACUUAUGACCCUUUUUUCAGACAUAAAACUUGAUAAGCUGCCAUUUGAAGUUGAAACCGAACUCAUCAAAAUGUUGAAUGCAAAAAAGGCUCCUUUACCAAACUGGUGGGAAGUGGGUCGUACGAUUGAAAUUCCGGAUUCAGAUCUUGAUACAAUGAAGAUAGAGGAGAACAGAGAGGGAGGAAGUCCUACAAAAUCAUUGCUAACCUUUUUAUCUGCAAUGGAGACAGUUCUCUCUCUUAAGGAAUUUGUACAAGUUAUUCAUGACCUAAGACGACAUGACAUUUGCAGGGCCAUAGCUGGAUUGUAUCAAAAUCAAAAUAGCAGUGAUACACCAUGAACCAUCUUUUUUGGCCUUAUUCUGUUUGUGCUCCUUUAUGCAUACCUGAUCGUAAAUAUAUAAAUACAUGAAUGCCCUUUUGAUGUCCAGUGCUGCUGGGAAAGAGUGCAUAGCACACAUUAGGUAGAUCUGUAGUUACAAACCCAGUAUAAUACUGAAGGAUACUUUGAGGUGCAAAAUAAUAAUUUUAUUUUGCUACAAUGCAAUUAGCCCAAGGAAACAGGGACUAAACUGCUUCUGGGUGGGGUCAGAGGGAAGAGGGAGGUGGAGGAGGGGGUUCAUUAGACAGAAGGCUUCUUGAAAACCUGCCAACCCACUCAGGGGGCUUAGUAGAUAUUAGAGAUGUUUAAUACCCAUAAAAGGUAUUAAAAAGGGCAAAGCCUAGGGGUUCAAAAAGAAUUUUACUUGGGAAAUACUUAUCAGUGGAGACAAAUACCAUAAGAAUGUGAAACAAUUUUGUGUAUGAGAUUCCAAUAAUAAAAGCAAUGGGAAUUAACUCAUUAGGGGAAAGGAAACUUAAUAGGGGAAAAAAGUAGGCUACAACUGCCUGUAAAUAGUGUAGUAGACAUUACAAAUUGUAUCACAAAAAAGAAAAUGCCAAAAAAAAAUAUAAAAUGAAGAAAAUAAAAAUAAAAAAAUUAAAACAAAAUUAAAAUUAAAAAAAAAAACCAAAACAAAACAAAAACGAGCCAAACAAAAAUUAUGAUUAGUACAAGUAGUAUCAAUGGCACUAUUUACUAGAUACACUCGCUGCUUUUGCACAUCAGUCUGCUGUAUUUGAAAUACUAGUUUUUUGCCAUCCUGUUUAGGAAAUACUGUAAAGUUAUGGUUGACUUUUUAUAUUUUAAUCAUAACACAUGAAAGGAGUAUUGCUUUUUGCAUUUGUAUUGUGUAUAUAUUAUUGUGCAUUUUGUAUCUCAUAUUGGGAAUAAUAAGGUUUGUACCAUGUGCAAUUAAGUAUUUUUUAAGGAAAAUAGUAACUGUAGCCGUUAAUUUUUAUCAACUUGCCUCCUAUGUUGUCAUCUAUCAAUUAAUCAAGUUACUGCUGACCAUUAAUGACUACACUAUCUCUGUAUGACAAGAGGUAUUUAUAACAGUUGAACCUGUAGUAAGUGGCACCAUAUUAAGUGGUCACCCUGUACUAGGUUCGGUUUUAAAGUCCCAAAAUCUGUUCCCCUUAACUGCUGUAAUUUUUGUCUUUAUUAACCCUUUAAACCCUAAGAGUGAGAGGUAUUAUCUAGCCCUGUAGCUUUAGUUUUUGACAAUCAAUUCAGAUGAGUAAAGACAACACUGGCAAUUGUUGGACGAAAACAUAAUUUAAGCAUCUAGUUUCUCCUGAC